Messenger RNA from Trichosurus vulpecula (common brushtail), 738 nucleotides. Its product is annotated as cyclic nucleotide-gated cation channel beta-1-like. The transcript has 6 exons. Bases 214 to 738 code for a protein of 174 amino acids. NCBI's taxonomy places the organism in Eukaryota, Metazoa, Chordata, Mammalia, Diprotodontia, Phalangeridae. The record is from RefSeq and is a predicted model, not a curated record.
AUACGUGGAAUGGAGUUUGGGGAGAAAGGGAGCUCAGACGGAGGAGGAGACCCAUACGGGACAGUGGGGACUGCUUUCACUCUGUCUCCCCUCAUUGGGAUAAAAGCCAUCCUUUGAUCUCUCCCACAAUGGGAGUUUGACCCCCCUGGGGCUCCCACCAGCCCCCAAAGGGGAGGCCACCAUUUUCCAGGUCAGGCCUCUGGGGCAGAUGGUAUGGGCAACAGAUGGCCAGGGGAAAGCCUGAGAACCAAAUUCCUCUCUCGAGGUGAAAGGAUGUUCAGCUGGAUUGAGAGAGUGCUGCCUCAGCCGCCGGGCACCCCCCAGAAGAUUGGGGCAGAAGAGGGGGCAAAAUUGGAGCCGGAACCAGCGCCGGCAGAACCAGAGGUGAAGGAGGACCGGCCUGCGAUGAAGGAGGAGCCAGAGCAGGCUCCCAAGGAACCAUCCGGAUGUACAGAGAUGCCUCCCCACUGCCAGAACCCAGAGGUCCCCCAGGAGACUGUGGAGUUGCUGCCCACAUCUGACUCAGCCCAAGCUCUUCUGGCUCGUGGGAACAGUGCCAGCGGAUGGGUCCUGACCUUAAUGACAAAGGGGCUCCAGAGAGUGGUCCCACAGCCUCCCCAGGCCCUGAUAGUCCAGAAUUUGGAAAGCAACACUAAUGUUCCUGAGCAGGCUGGAGCACAGACCCUUGGGAAUGAAGAAACAUCAGGCCCAGUCUCUGGGGUCCUGGCCUUUGCUUGA